UAAGGAAAAUCUCCUUCCUUUUUUUUUCUCUCUCUCGGCUCCCAAGUUUAUUUGAAUCUGAAAUUCGAUUUCGCCAACGUAGUUUCCUCUGAACACGCCAUCUCCUAGAGAGAGUUAGUUAUAUCGGAACCCUUGAAUUCACUUUCUUCCAAAACUCGUUUCUUUCGAUUUAGACGAAGAGAUUUGAUUUUUUUUUUUUUUAAAAGAUCUCAGAGAUUCAUUCCUAGGCAAGGAAUCUACUCCUAAAUGAGUUAUCUGAAAGGAUCACACUCAACAUCGAGCUAGCCUGGACAUUUGGCUUCUUAGUGUGAAAGUAAGUUUCACUGGAACUCCAAGAAGCAUGACCCCUCUCCAUAGAAAUAGGAUGAAAAGAGGAGCACUUAGACGGAAGGCUAGGGAUAUCUCCGUUGUGCUUGUUGUGCUUGUUUGUGCAACCGUCGUCAUAUGGACAUGGGAUACAACUCCAACCUCUGCCUUUCUUCCACCUGAAAGUCACUUUCUAAAGCUGGAAACAGAAGAAGAGGUUAAGAAAGUACCUACUGCACUGAAUACGGAAACUAAAGACAGCUACUCAUCAGCUACUCCGUUUGUAAACAAAGCAGAAACCAAAGAGGAUUCAACUGAAGAUAAAGAUACAGAAGAAGAUGUAGAGAAACAAGUGGACAAAGCUACUGUAAGUAAGACGAAUCAAGGGAUGGCACAUGAAGUUCUUGAAAGGGAGCCAAAUUAUCGGAAGACUCCAACUACUUGUAAUUACGCGAAAGGGAAGUGGGUUGUGGACAACCACCGUCCUUUGUAUUCAGGAUCUCACUGCAAACAGUGGCUUGCUUCCAUGUGGGCGUGCAGGUUAAUGCAGCGCACAGACUUUGCUUUCGAAAGGUUAAGAUGGCAACCUAAAGACUGCUCUAUGGAAGAAUUCGAAGGCUCCAAGUUCCUGAAAAGGAUGCAGAACAAAACGCUAGCCUUCGUUGGAGACUCAUUAGGAAGACAGCAGUUUCAAUCCAUGAUGUGUAUGAUCACCGGAGGCAAAGAGAGACCCGACGUCCUUGACGUGGGACCAGAGUUUGGCUUCGUAACUCCCGAAGGUGGAGGUCGUCCUAAUGGCUGGGCCUACAGAUUCCCAGAAACCAACACAACGGUGCUAUACCACUGGUCAUCAACCCUCUGCGACAUACAACCGCUCAACAUCUCUGACCCUUUAACCGAGCACGCUAUGCAUCUCGACCGCCCGCCAGCUUUCUUACGCCAAUACCUUCAUAAGAUCAACGCGCUGGUGAUGAACACAGGUCACCACUGGAACCGAGGGAAGCUCAACGGCAACAGAUGGGUGAUGCAUUUGAACGGCGUUCCCAACGCUAACAAGAAGCUAGCCGCUCUUGGUAACGCCAAGAACUUCACGAUCCACAGCACGGUUGGUUGGGUUAGCUCGCAGCUCCCUCGCCACCCGGGUCUUAAGGCGUUCUACAGAAGCCUUUCGCCGAGGCAUUUCGUGGGCGGGGAGUGGAACACUGGAGGGAGCUGCAAUAACACAACACCGAUGUCUAUAGGGAAAGAGGUUUUGCAAGAGGAGUCUAGCGAUUACAGCGCUGGUCAUGCGGUGAAAGGCACUGGGGUUAAGCUUUUGGACAUAACGGCCUUGUCUCAUAUCAGAGAUGAAGGUCAUAUAUCAAGGUUUAGUCUCUCAGCUUCGAAAGGAGUUCAGGAUUGCCUCCAUUGGUGCUUGCCUGGUGUUCCUGAUACGUGGAAUGAAAUCCUUUUUGCAAUGAUAUAAGGGCUUGAGGCAAAGCCAGCCUUUUGAUAGCUUUUAGACGACACACAUUUGAGGUACUUAGUGGCUUGAGGUGUAAGUUUUAGUAUUUAUUCUGGUACAGAAGCUAAGCCUAUUAUUGUCGUAAACCAUGCUGGGGCUUGGUUCUGACCAUAUUUACAGAAUCUAACUCAACUUUUGUCUUUUCAGUCUAUUAAUAGAAUAUUUUUUUUAGAA
Molecule: messenger RNA, 1984 nt
Organism: Brassica oleracea var. oleracea
Lineage: Eukaryota; Viridiplantae; Streptophyta; Magnoliopsida; Brassicales; Brassicaceae
Product: protein trichome birefringence-like 16
Exons: 7
Coding region: 341-1771 (476 amino acids)
Biological process (GO): xylan biosynthetic process; xyloglucan metabolic process; plant-type secondary cell wall biogenesis
Cellular component (GO): Golgi apparatus
Molecular function (GO): acetyltransferase activity
Source: RefSeq, a predicted model, not a curated record